Scleropages formosus (Asian bonytongue) is the source of this 1017-nucleotide messenger RNA. RefSeq names its product G-protein coupled receptor 26-like. NCBI's taxonomy places the organism in Eukaryota, Metazoa, Chordata, Actinopteri, Osteoglossiformes, Osteoglossidae. Gene Ontology annotation, molecular function: G protein-coupled receptor activity. The record is from RefSeq and is a predicted model, not a curated record. Gene Ontology annotation, biological process: adenylate cyclase-activating G protein-coupled receptor signaling pathway. The transcript has 3 exons. Gene Ontology annotation, cellular component: membrane. The coding region runs from base 1 to 1017 and encodes 338 amino acids.
AUGGACACGGUAGAGGUGAUCGUCUCUUUGCUGGUGGUGGCGAUAAUAGUCGUGUCGCUGCUGUCCAACUUGCUGGUGCUGAUCUGCUUUCUGUACAGCCCGGAGAUCCGGAGCCAGGUGCCCGCUCUGUUCAUCUUGAACCUGACCUUCUGUAACCUGUUGCUCACCGUUUGCAACAUGCCUCUGACUUUGGUGGGGAUCGUGAACAAAGAGCACCCCGGGGGCGCGUGGUCGUGUCAGACCGCCGCCUUUCUGGACACCUUCUUGACCACGAGCUCCAUGCUGAGCAUGGCGGCUCUGAGCAUCGACAGGUGGAUCGCCGUGGUGUUCCCUUUGAGUUACCAUUCAAAGAUGCGUUACAGGGAUGCCCUCAUUGGCGUGGCUUACACGUGGCUGCACUCCCUGUCCUUUUCGGCCGUGCCAGCCAUCCUGUCCUGGGUCGGAUACCACCAACUUUAUGCGUCAUGCACUCUUUGCAACGCCAAAGCGAACGGCAUCCGGGGCCAGUUCGUCAUCUUCACCGCGGUGUUUCAUUCCCUCACCUUUCUCCUCUCUUUGGUCGUUCUGUGUGUUACUUAUCUGAAAGUUCUCAAAGUCGCGCGCUUCCACUGCAAACGGAUAGACAUCAUUACCAUGCAGACACUGGUGCUCCUGGUGGACAUUCAUCCCAGUGUUCGACAGCAGUGCCUGGAAGAGCAGAGGAGACGACGGCAGAGGGCCACCAGGAAGAUCAGCACCUUCAUUGGAACCUUUGUGCUUUGUUUUGCACCCUAUGUCAUAACAAGGAUGGUGGAACUGUUCCCCACAGUGCCUAUCGACCCUCACUGGGGUGUUGUCUCUAAGUGCCUGGCCUACAGCAAGGCGGCCUGUGACCCCUUCGUUUACUCUCUGCUUCGGCAUCAGUACCGGAAAACCUGCGGUGACAUCAUCAAUAGAGUUCUGAAGCGGCGUUCGUUCGAUGAUUCCAGCCGCCGGGUCAAGAAUGGAAGAAAGAACAUCAUCCAGGUGGUAGAGUGA